AUGACAAGUGGUUUCCCCGUUACGGCAACACUUUCAGCGUUGCCAGCCCAUCUAAAACGGUUCAAGGAAGUUGAGCAAACAGAGGGCAGUCUUUUUCAACACCUCUUUGCGACCCUGGAAACGUUCAGGGCUCUGCGCAAUUUUUGUAAUCCUGCCCACACAGCUGACAAUGAUACUUCCAACCUCUGUCACAUUGGAUCGACCCCGGUACAGCCUCGAAGUUAUCCACUGCCGACAGUGGCGUCUGCUAUGUAUCGGAGUCCGACGCAGACAUUGGCAUUGACGCCGCCGGUGGGGAGUCAGUCGGGUGGAUUCGUCGGCCUUGAGCACAGCUAUGGUCGCUGCGGAUUUCCAGAUAGCAGGCUGUUCCCCAUACCCUCCGCUGACAGUCAAGAAAGCAGCUUUUCACCGCCAGCUUCUUCCUCCCCCUCCACUGCCGCCUCGUUGUCGUCCGUGCUUCAGCCGCGUUUGGAGGCGGGACCAUUACCCAGAAGAAGGCUGACUGGUGACGUCGAACUGCGAGAAUUCGUCUGUCGUCUUUGUGGUCGAGAGUUUAACUGCGCCCUAAAUCUUGCCCAGCACCACUGUCCGGGCAUUGUUCAAACUACCUACAAUUGUUAUGAAUGCGAGAAGGUAGGUUUUUGUGUGAAAAGUCGUUAUAACUUUUACCACAAAUUGUCACACUUCCAUCUGUAUGGGGUCUCUACCGAACACAGUUAUUACGAAGGAUUUCCUGCAAAGCCGCUACCAUUAUCACUGUCACUAAGUUAACCCCUCCUGAUGUUUAAUUUAUUUUGACUCAACUGUGAAAAACUCGGCCACCUUGGUAGUUUUCGAACUCCCGACAGCUAAAGGAAGGCUUGAGUACGACCAACGCUUUAGCCACUUAAACUACGAGGUCCCGAUGGAGGCCGUGAACUUAACCAUAGUGGGUCAAAAUAAAUUAUUUAAAAUCUGCCAAACACCUCCUGAUGUUGUCAUCAAUCCCAACUUUAACAAAAGUUUUUAUUCCUGAUAGGAUAGUUCGAGGAACGCUAUUCAUUUGCGACAGUGAAUACGAUUACAGUUGGGGAGACUCGUUGUCAUCCUCAAGAAACCACUCACCAGAAGUUCUUAAUACUGACGACAAACAAAAUUUCAAACACCUGAUGUUGAAAGCGUCGUAUGAUAGCACUUCCUAACCUUAAGUUGGUGAGAAACGUUCACAACUCUUACUUAUGUCAUUGACAUUAUCAGUAUUAGGUGUUUAUGUCAGACUUGAAUAAUUAACCAACCCACUUGUAAAAACUCCGUGACCUAGAUGGAAUCUGACUCCACAGGAGUAAGGGCAUGAUUUUAGUAAAACUGGUCCUCUAGUCACAUGAAAUAUGAGACCAAAACUGAUGGUAUUCAGUUUUUAACAUUUUGGUUAAGUCGACUGUGCUGUAAUUAAUUUAUACAUUUAGGAGUUAGCGGUGAUGAAUUCUACACGUUGGAGUAGACUAAGCGAUCAAGUUAGCCUAAAUAUACACAAUAGGAGGCUGUUAGUCGGGGCACCGUAGCUCAGCUAGUUAGGGCGCUAGUUGCAUUAACGCCGUGUCCAAAUUGUCGGGCAAUUAAGUCGUGCCGAGAUCCGGUUUUUCACAAUUGGGUCAAUCGAAUAGUCCUCCUCCUCCUCCUCCUCCUCCUCCUCCUCCUCCUCCUCCUCUUCUUCCCCUCGUCAUCACCACCAGGAGUAUCACUACUGUUAUCUGGGUUAUCAUUAUGUUUGCCAGUCAACUGACUCAGCAUCUUUAGGGUAAGAUGAUACCAUACUAACAGCACAUGUACUAACCAAAAGCCCAUACACGCGUGUUUCGUUGAUAUUCUGCUGUUGCAUGGCGCGGCUGCAAGGGAUUCGGCUCGUCACUGGGUCCCCCAGCAUUCUCCGUCUGUUUUCUGGUAGAUAUUCCAAAUUAGGAAUUGUCGCUUUUUAAUUUCUUCAUAAAUUAACUACGAACAUGGAGUAGAUCAGCUUAUUCAAGGUCUAUAGGCUCAGACGGGGAAUGCUGGGGAACCCAUUGGCGAGCCGAACCCCUCACAGCUGCGCCAUGCAGCGGCAGAAUAUCGGCGAUACACGCGUGUAUGGGCUUUUGGCUAGUACCUGUGCUGUUAGUAUGGUAUCACCUUACCCUAAAGUAUACUACUAACUGCCUGUCGGCAGUUACUCAAUAUUACGCGGUUAGCCGCUGUGACUGAUGGACUUCGGCCCAAAUAUUCAUACAUAAAAUUCUCGGUCUGAGCCUAUAGACCUUGAAUAAACUGAUCUACUCCAAAUUCGUAGUUAAUUUUUGAGAAAAUUAAAAAGCAACAAUGACUCAGCAUCUCCUAACCUAUCCUGCCCACAUUGCAAUCACUCCUGCAUGUCACGCCUAGACCUGAUGCAUCACUUGCAAGUCCAUCGCACAGAUACUGGCAAACCAGAACUUGGAGCAGCGAAAUACAUCCGCCGGCAUCGCAUGAGCCAACUUGGCCACCUUUGCCUCCAGAGAUCAAGGUAAUAAAUCACCACAAACAUACCGCCACCUCUCCACCACCAUGCAGACCACAUCACCACAUAAUUCCCCAUAAACAUAUGCACCACACAUGCGUACCUCCAACACCACCUAUUGCAGGCAUUUCUCACGUAGGUGGGAAGUGUGUUCUUUGGCUCCUUCUCCAUUUGGCUCCUCUGCUAUAUUUUAGAUUUGAACAGUCUACCCCCUCUAUGAAAUACCAAUGUGUGCCUAUCGGGACAGGCCGUAUGCGUGAGACACACGGACAGACUAUUCUUAAUUCUGCCAGUCAGUCCUUCCGAUUUCAGCAUCAGUUGAUUGACUGGCUCAGACAGUCAGUUGGUGCUCGCUUUUGGGUAGAGCAAGUGAGGUCGACUAUCGCAACGCACAGUUCCCCUCUCUAAACAAUCUGACACGCUUGAGAAUAUCACGGUAGGUUAGAAGCCGUGGGUUGAGUUCGUCAGCUGAUGAUUCGAUUCAGACCUUGCAGUCAACACAUUGUGGCUUUAUGCACUGGAUGGCUCCCUCUCAAUGACUCUCCAACACAUUUGGGAUAUCAGCCGCCUAUCCUCUCUUGUCAGCAAUCCUGGUGUGUGCGUUUGGAGGGGGGGGGCAGGUCUUGCAUGCGGCACGCGUAGACAUGCCCUCAAUUUCUGUCGGUCACUGUACUCACACCGUACACCAGACAACUGACCAGCUCGAACAGUGGACUGGUGCAUGACAUUAGGAAGCGGUCGACAACCUCAGCGCAUAUUCCUCACCAUAACCACUCUGACGAGCCUAAUUCUAUCAGGGUGCGCUAAAAGCUGCGGCUUGGAAGGCUGCCGACGUAUGGGGUAACUCGCAGUCGGUUCGGUGCGUGUCUGUAUGCAGUGGCCGAUUCAUGAACUGAGAGUCAGACCGCAAUGAAUUUUUCCCAUAUUUGGCCUCUGUGGCACCCCCACUUUGUGCAGGCCGAGCCGGUAUGGUGGCACUCCUAAGUGCGGAUUUUCGCCGUGGUGAUCACCUCCGUCCUCUAACCCCUCUGAUCUUCCUAACUCUUUCAUUACACUGGGCGUAGGUGGGUGCGAGAGGAAAGACGCGGCGAAAGUCUACUAUCAUUAUAAACAACUUCACUGUCCCUGCUCUCAUUCUUCACUGGUGCACACGGUAGACAUCAUUGAAGCAAACAGUCAGGCUGUUGUACUUUUGGCACUGCGACGAUCGUUAACCCUACGUCAAUUGAUUAAGUGCUUAUUUCAUAAUCACUGAUUUUGUCAUCGUUCCCGUUAAUACCGCUGCUUUUGCCGACACUUAACACUCUUGAAAUAAACGCCGUCGCUAUCACCAUUAUAGCGACACUUGCUGUCAGUAUUACAGCAACCAACGCAUAACUUCUACUGGUAUCACUAUAGAUGUGCUCGAAAUCAUUGGUUUCAUUGUAAAUUACUCCGGAGACUCUGGAAUCAGUAAUUGCACCUGGAGUGUUAAGACAUCGGAACCGAAAACUUCAAAUCUGACUGACAUUUCUCAUGUUAAACACAUAUUUCCCUGAUUUUUUGCUCGGGUUUCUGCUCACUGGUGAUUUCUGGUGUGGUCGUUUUCAUUACUUCCCAAUGGAUGCACAAACUUGCGCAUAACACACGAGGUUAUGUCAAAUUAAAGUUUGGAAUGUAUUUGUUGAAAUGAUAUGAUGUCCUUGUUUUGACGGUAGCUAUAAAUGUGAGCUUUGUGGAACGCACACCUGGUUCUAAGCGCAUUAUUGCAGCUCACGAAUGAUGCUAAUUAAGUAAGUCAUCAGGAUAUUUUGUUGAAAGGACAUGUGAAUAACAAUAUUCUAAGUUAAAUGUUCAAAAAUAUACAAAUUAAAUGACGAUUCUUGGAGAAAUUUCCAGGUUUUUGAGACUUAACGUAAAAAAUCCUUUAUACAGAGUGAGUGGCAACAAUAAAAUAUUUGCAAAAUUUUGCCUCGAAAUAUAGUUGCAUUUAUUUGUUUUUUUAACAGACUAGAACAAUUUAACUGAUAGUUGUAAAAAGCCCGUGACCCGAUUGGGAUUCGAAGCUGGUAUUCGGUUAAAUUAGCCAAACCUGCCAAAGCGUAUAUUUAUUCAAAGUGCCUGGGAAACCUCUAGUGAAUUCUAAAUAUGACUUUUAGGUAGGCUUUGUGUAAGAAAUCGUGGACUCUAUAUUUCGCAGCUGGUUGUCUGAUCGACUUGGCCCAACUGAAAACGAACGGUAGUCUUUCGGCUGGGACCUCAUAUCCCAGGUGUUGAGAGCAGUAGUUGUGCUCAAGCGUUGCCUUUGCUGUCGCGGGUUCAAUUCCCACUAAGAUCACCGAAUUUUUCACAACUGGACACAGCCUGAAAUAGCUGAAUUAAUAAAACAGUCGUAAGUAAAUAGAAAAUAAACACACUACUUAAGUGGCGAGCGUUGCUGAGUGCGACCGACGCAGGCGUCCCAAAGCUUCCCCGCUCGGAAUUCAGAAUGAUGUCGUGCAUGAGGUAACACAGAGCUUACUUCGCACUAACCAUUACUGUAAUCCCAAUGACGCGUUCCGUGGUGCUUCACAAUACACGUUAGGAUUUAUGUUAUUUAUUGUUUGCAUUUGGUGCCUACCACAUGACAAAUAAUAUCAUAGCCUCGACAGGCUUCUAGUUCUUAUCCUCUGGCUUGGGGGUGGAUAAGAACGGCUUCACGACUUCUUGGGGGUAUCUGUUCGAUUUGUUGCAUUUUAAGUUCCUCAGAGAUUAACUGCGAACUUGCAGUAGGUCAGUAUAUUCUAAGGUCUAUAGGCGCGGACCGAAAUUUGAUGUAUUAAUAUCUGGGCCGAAGUCCAUCAGUCACAGCAGAAUGACAGCGUAAAAUUCACUAACUGCCGAUAGGCAGUUAGUAGUAUAUUUUAGGGUAAAGGGAUAUCAAACUAAUAGCAGAGGCACUCGCUAAAAGCCCAGACACGCGUGUGUUGCCGAUAUUCUGCAGCUGCAUUGUACAGCUGUGAGGGGUUCGGCUCGUCGCUGGGUCCCCCAUCAUUCCCCGUCCGCUUUCUGUUAGGUACUCCAGUUUACAAAUUGUUGUUUUUUUAAUUUCCUCAGAAGUUGACUGCGGAUUUGGAGUUGGUCAGUAUAUUCUAAGGUCUUUAGGCGCAGACCGAAAUUUGACGCAUGAAUAUCUGGGCCGAAGUUCAUCAGCCCCGGCCAGAUGACCGCUGUGGCUGUUAAACACCAAAUCGGGGUGUAGGUACCGAAUUCCACGCACUAAUCUCUCGGCCUGUUGUAGGUCGUUUCGAUACCUCCGAGUUUUUUAAGAAUUUAAGUCACGAUUUACCGCCUUCCACUCACUUUAGAUUAAUUGUCCGUUUUUCUCUAUAGAAUUACCCCAAUAAGUUCCUCGUUAGCCGUUUCUUUAUUUAUUUCUAGUAUAUAACGAGCCGGUGUCCUAGUUAAUGCCGCACGAAAAAUUUAUUAACCCAUUCUCACGCGAAUGGGCGGUUAGGAUGACAUGUAUGUGACGAUUUGACACGCUGCUGCGAGUUGGUCGAUCGAACCCACAACCUCAAGUCUCCGAAUACAUCCCCACACUAGUUACAUUUGAGUGUCAAAUCAACAAGAUGACACUGUUGGUGGGCAUUUUAACGCAAGAUGUGACAUAUGAGGAGGGGGUUUUCACUGAAAGUGCAGAUCUACUGAAAAUCUCGCGCCCCGCCGCCUUGAAACCUUGGCAACUGUCUAGACACGUUUCCGCCCUAGAGUGAUCGGUGAUGGACAAAUGGGAUUUGUUAAUUAAUGCACUUUCAGAUGAAAUCUAAUAGAACGCUCAGCCCAAAAAACCAAAACGUAAACGGACAAAUAAAACGUUGAUUAGUUAAAACGAACAAACGGCAAAGUAUAGCAUGCUAGGGAAACAGAGGAAUAUGGUAAUCAGAGUGAUAAUGCGAUAACAAAUUGCCUUUCAAUAAUGACCUUUCCAACUGACUAUCGUAAAUAUCGACCGUUUGCUUAGUUAUGUAGUUUAAAUGAUUGGCACAUCCUCAUUGCCAUAUCCAACCGGAUGGCAUUUCUGGACGGACAACUGGAGGCCAAAAGCCUUGAAAAAUCUAAAGUUUGGGUAGACUUUCCGAGACUUUCGAGACGAGUGACUAUAAACUAAUUGUACCAACAAUAUUAACUAACUAUGCUAAUUAAAUAACUAACUAACCAGCUAACUAACUAAAUAAACGACUGACAAACCAACUACCUAUGCUAACCCACUAACUAAUUAUACCAACUAACUAACUGACCAAUUAACUAAGUAAAUAACCGACUAGCUAGCUGACUAUACUAAAUAACUAACUAAAUUGUGGGUGAGCUGCAUGAGACUUUUAAAGUGAGUAAUUAUGUAAUAACUUAUUAUUUGACCAAGUUUCUCGCUUGACCAGCCUUCUUAAUGACACUUUUAUGGUCUCUCAGUGAUUGGAAGUGUCAUUUAAACAUAAUUUCACAAAAUUUAGGCUCAAGAGUAGUCCCAGACGCCGUCGCGGCUCGCAUGAAAAUGUUCGACCAAUCACUAUUCAGCGCUCUAAAAAACCCGUCCACAUAUCGCAAUUUUUAAUCACUCGCUGGAAACACACCAUAGUGACUCUAUAACGACCGAUGGCUGGGUUUAAUCCUCCGUUCACAUAAAAGAAAUAGCAGCUGCUAUGACAUUUUAGUAGUCAUUGCCUAUCAUUACUUGCGCGGUUCCAAGAUGAUCGUGUUCCAUUCUGUAACCCGGUCAAAAAACGCUCUUUCAACUUUACUUGUCCACUCUUCUCAGUUAUGUUUCCCCACCCCCCCCCCCUUACCGAAGUGUGGGUCAAUUUUUCAGGUGUUCACCUGCUCAGCCAAUUUGGCAAGCCACCAGCGCUGGCAUCGACCAAAACUGGCCCGUCCCAGCCUGCCCAUCCUCAGAACAUCCAGACCUCUCUCCUCCUCCCUCACCUUUAAACACCGCCGGCAGGUGAAGCGAACGAAACCACCACCUUCACAUGAUCACCGCCAGCAGGGGAGUACGGUCACCAGUUGCCGUCAGACUGCAGUCACUGACUUCAGCAUUGAAAACCUCCUACGGCCUGAUAGAAAGCAGCAGCAUCAGCGGCGGGAGAGGUGUUGUGCAACCUUUUCGAUGCAUGCGGCGGAUUCUCUCUCCUCCAUGUCCGCUCAGACGCCGUGGUCGCCUGUCGAAGGACCCCAAAAGUGCACCCCUGGCGACGAUCGACCAUCCACUUGCUUCUGCUGCGGUCGGGCCUUUAAUGAGCUUACGGAUCUGGAGGACCACAUUCUGGAUCAUAUCUUCCUACCGACCGUCUGCUGA
Spirometra erinaceieuropaei is the source of this 7820-nucleotide messenger RNA. NCBI's taxonomy places the organism in Eukaryota, Metazoa, Platyhelminthes, Cestoda, Diphyllobothriidea, Diphyllobothriidae. The record is from the annotation of a GenBank genome assembly.